GACUUUCUCGACCGUUAGAAAACUCACAAAAUAACAAUUGCAAAUCUCCACAUCAUCUGUCUAGUAUCUGAACUUAGGAAAAAAUGAUUGCGAUGUUUCUGAAUCUGCAGGUGUUAGUUCCUUUGUUCUUCUUCUUCAUCCUUCCCGUCCUCUUCUUCUUCUUCCUCGGACACUCUUCUGCAGGUUUGAAGAAGAAGAAAGAGACAGAUUCUAGAAGAACCAUCACUCUGCCAAAAACAUACCCAUUAAUUGGUUCUUACCUAGCCAUCCAAGCCGUCGGCAACCGCCGUAUUCAGUGGUUGUCCGAUAUGGUCAAAAUCUCCUCCGGCGCUACCUUCACCUUCCACCGCCCCUUGGGCCGCUCGCACGUGUUCACCGGCAACCCUGCCACCGUAGAAUACAUUCUCAAGACCCGUUUCUCCAAUUACCAAAAGGGCAGAACCGCUAUUAACAUUCUCUCCGAUUUCCUCGGCACAGGAAUCUUCAACGCCGACGGCAACACUUGGAAGUUUCAGAGACAAGUAGCCAGCCACGAAUUCAACACAAAGUCUCUACGAAAAUUUGUGGAGCACGUGGUCGAUGCCGAACUCUCCAACCGUCUCGUUCCUAUCCUCGCUUUUGCAGCAGCACAAGACAAAACGCUUGAUUUUCAAGACAUUCUCCAACGUUUUGCGUUUGACAACAUCUGCAAAAUCGCGUUUGACUUCGACCCAGAAUACCUGAAGCCGUCAGCUGAACGGAGCAAGUUCGCGAAAGCCUUCGAAGAAGCAACGGAGAUCAGCAGCAAACGGUUCCGCGAGCCGUUGCCGUUAAUAUGGAAAGUCAAGAGAGCACUUAACAUAGGUUCGGAAAAGAAACUAAGAAUAGCAGUGAAGGAAGUGCACGAGUUCGCAAAGCACAUAGUGAGAGAGAAGAAAAAAGAGCUAAAGGAGAAGGAAUCUCUUGAAUCUGUUGACAUGCUUUCACGGUUUUUAAGUUCGGGACACUCCGAUGAAGACUUUGUGACAGACAUAGUUAUAAGUUUCAUAUUGGCGGGGAAGGAUACCACGUCAGCGGCGCUGACGUGGUUUUUCUGGUUGUUAUCGAAGAACCCGCGUGUGGAAAAGGAGGUUUUGAAGGAGAUAAUGGAGAAAUCGGAGGCUCCGGUGUACGAUGAAGUAAAGGAUAUGGUUUACACACAUGCAGCCUUGUGUGAGAGCAUGAGAUUGUACCCGCCGGUGCCUUUAGACACGAAGGAAACAAUGAACGAUGAUGUUUUGCCGAGUGGGACGGUGGUGAAGAAGGGGAUGUUUGUGACGUAUCACGUGUAUGCGAUGGGGAGAAUGGAGAGUAUCUGGGGUGAGGAUUGGGCAGAGUUUAAGCCAGAGAGGUGGUUGGAGAGGCUUCAAACAGGAAAGUGGAACUUUGUAGGAAGGGAUUCCUUCACUUAUCCGGUGUUUCAAGCUGGUCCCAGGAUUUGUUUGGGGAAAGAAAUGGCUUUUAUGCAGAUGAAGAGGUUGGUGGCUGGUAUUCUCAGGCGCUUCAUGGUGGUUCCCACGGUGGCUAAAGGGGUGGAGCCUCACUACUUUGCCUUCUUGACCUCCCAGAUGGAAGGUGGCUUCCCCGUUAAGAUUCUCGAAAGGGUGCACUCAGAUUGAAACCAAGCCUAUUCUACUUCAAGCACAUUGCAACUUCACUCUCUCGAUCAAACCAUUUAGUUAAAUUUGUUGUCGAUCUCAAUGCUGAAUAUUGUCAUUUCUUUUCUUCUUUUCUUUCUUCUAAUUAAUAAAAAAAAAAUGUGUCUUAUGCAUUAUUAGUAUUCA
Messenger RNA from Glycine soja, 1802 nucleotides. RefSeq names its product cytochrome P450 94A1-like. The record is from RefSeq and is a predicted model, not a curated record. Lineage: Eukaryota; Viridiplantae; Streptophyta; Magnoliopsida; Fabales; Fabaceae. Gene Ontology annotation, molecular function: iron ion binding; oxidoreductase activity, acting on paired donors, with incorporation or reduction of molecular oxygen; monooxygenase activity. The coding region runs from base 84 to 1637 and encodes 517 amino acids. The transcript has a single exon.